CCUCCACGCCAUCCAACGACGGAAGAAGACUGCUUAACUGAAACCUGCAAAGAAAGGGUUAACGCUGAGUUCCUCCCAUGGAUGUGGGAAGGUGCUCAUUGCUCGUACACACUGGCUCGCUGCAAACAAGCUGAUGUGAGUGGGCUACUGGAGUGAGGAACGCAUGCCUUGGCUGGGGAUCUGUCGUGCCCAGACCCCGGAAGCAAUGGUCAGCCGGACGCAGUCCAGGACGUUGGGAGCACUGGCCUGAGGUGGCCCCUUGCUGGAACAAGUUUGCAGGUUCCCCCUGAGCCAUGGCUGCCCACUCGGUCGGGAUCCUGCUGUGUGCCGCGCUGGCACUCUCGGUGGCCCCGCCCGGCCCAGACUGCACGGGGGUGGUGUGCGACGAACUGCAUGACUGCAUCGAGGAGACACUGGAGCCCGGAGCCUGCUGCGCCCACUGCCUGCGGCGGGGCUGUGUCUGCCGGGGCUACGAGUACUACGACUGCCUGCAGGCUGGCUUCCAGCAGGGAAGGGUCCCCGGCGGGACGUCCUACCACGUUGACUCGGGCAGCACCGUCUGCCGGUGUCCCGAGGACGGGGGCCAGAUCAGCUGCAGUUUCAUCCCCUGCCCCAAGCUGCCCGACAACUGUGCACAGGUUUUCCGGCCACGGCGCGGCUGCCCCCAGUGCGCCCGGCUGGGCUGCCUGAGUGGCGGGCUCCUCCGGCCGGCCGGGCACUCCUUCAGCCCCCAGCCCUGCAUCCUGUGCCGCUGCCUGCCCACCGGGGACCUCUCCUGCUCCCCGCAGCCCGGCUGCCGGCCGCGGGAGUCAGGGGACGGGGCCGGUGGGGUCCUGAACGACCAGAGGCACUCAGGAGCGGAGGAGGAGGCGGCUGGAGGACUCCCGGAGACUCUCACCUCCUGCUGCAAUGUUGGACGACGGUGGGCUUCCAAGGACGGGAUAUGCCUGAGGGAAAUGGCUCUCCAGGCGGAUUCAAGGCUGUGUGGGGAGCUGCAGGAACAGUGCUGCCUGUCAGCAUUGGAGGAGAUCAGAUGCCGGGCUGGUGUGGAGGCAGCGCAGAGCGGAGACCCCUGCCUCCUGGACGAGAAGGAGGGGUGCGGAUCAGACCCAUUUAAGCGCUGCUGCCGUUGCUGCUCCCUGGGUCUGCGGUCGGCGGCCAGUGGCCUCGAAUGCAACCGGACCCCAGAGCUCGGAGCUGCCUGUUCCCGGGUCUUCUCCGCCUGCUGCCUGCGGGGGCUGGACCCCCCCUCGUCCAGAGAUCGGGGAACCAGCCACCCCCCCUUGUCCGGGGAUCGGGCAGCGAGCCGCCCCCCCUCGUCCGGAGACCGGGGACCGAGCCACCCCCCCUCGUCGGGGAACCGCCGGGAGGCAAGACGGCCACAGGAGGAGGUGUCAGCGGAGGCAGACAGAGGAGGGGACGUGGGACGGGAGAGCCCAUUGCCAGGACGUGGAGACGUCUGUGAAGGGCAGUCUCGCUGCUCCCAGCUCUGCACUCCGUUGGGACUUUCCUACGCGUGUAGCUGCCUCCCAGGGUAUCAGUUGCUUGCGGACGGCACCUCCUGUGAAGAUGUGAACGAGUGCACAGCUGGUACUCACAACUGCUUGGGGCAACACCAGUGCGUCAACCUCGAAGGAUCGUUCAGCUGUGUGCGCAGCAGUGACUACUGCCAGGAGGGUUUUGUGAUGAUGGAGCAGGGGACCUGUGUCGAUGUGAACGAGUGCGUGUCCCUGCAGCCCCCCUGUCCCCCCGGACACAACUGCAUCAACACCAUCGGCUCCUUCUCCUGCCUCAGGGCUCCCAUCAGCUGCAGCAGUGGCUACCGGGCCAGUGAGGACAACACCCGGUGUGUUGAUGUGGACGAGUGCCGGGCUGACUCCCACCGCUGCAGUGCCGAGCAGGUGUGCCGGAACGUUCCGGGCAGCUACAGAUGUGACUGCCGGCCGGGGUACCAGAGCCAUCCCUUCACCAGGACCUGUGUAGAUAUCAACGAGUGCCAGCAAUACAUGGGACGAGUCUGUGCUCAGCACUGCCGGAACACCCUGGGCACAUACCAAUGUGACUGCAGCGUGGGAUACCGACUGGCCGCAGACAACCGGAGCUGUGAAGACGUGGAUGAGUGCCAGGGGAGCCCCUGCAGCCAGGACUGUGUCAACGUGCCGGGAUCCUUCCAGUGCCACUGCCGCAGGGGCUACACCCUCAGCCCCACCGACCGGACGACCUGCCUGGACGUUGAUGAGUGCUCCCUGACCACCUUGCCUCUCUGUGCCUAUCGAUGCAUUAACACACUGGGAUCCUUCAGCUGCACUUGCCCUGACGAGGGCUACGUACUCUCACCCAACAGAAGGAACUGCAAAGAUCUCGACGAAUGUACACUUGGGACUCACAACUGCACUGCUGCCGAGACCUGCUUCAACAUUCAGGGUGGAUAUAAGUGUCUCUCCUUCGAGUGCCCUGCCAACUACAGGAGAGUGGGACAGACCCGGUGUGAGCGUGUGUCAUGCAGAGACUAUGUGGAGUGCCAAAUGGUGCCACAGAGGAUCACCUACUACCAGCUGAGCCUUCCAGUCAAUGUCCGGAUCCCUGCCAACAUCUUCCGCAUCAGCCCCUCCCCGGUGUACGUGGGCGACAACAUCCUGCUGGCCAUCACCAAGGGCAACGAGGCCAUGUUCUUCAACACCCGCCGGCUCAACAACUACACAGGCUUUGUCUACCUGCAGGUCCCGCCGCGGGAGCCCCGCCAGUUCCUGCUGGACGUGGAGAUGACGUUGAUCCGCCAGGGCACGGCCACCAAGUUCGUCGCCAGGAUCUACGUCUUCAUCACGGGGCCCCCCCUCUAACAGGCCCCCCCCCCGCCCCCAGUUAUCUGCGAGGGGAGGUUGGUGAGCCGCCUCCCCCAUUCCAUCCUCCCCCCACCCACCCUCAGGAGGCCCCAGAGAUGUGUACAAAUGUGACAUGGCUGUCGAUUUGUACACAGCAAGAUCCCACAGUACAGUAACUUAAUCAGCAUGACAUGCUUCACCCUGUGUCUGACCCCGGGAGUGUGACGGGUCGAUGUGGAGGGAGAUUCACCCUGUGUCUGACCCCGGGAGUGUGUGACGGGACAGUGCAGAGGAAGCUUCACCCUGUGUCUGACCCGAGCCAUCCCUGCGUUUCCAGGCUGCGUAGUUGGGGCUGUUUUACACAGAGACUGAAUCCUUACCUCAGAGAAUACAACACUCACCAACUGCCACACAGCCAGUGAUUGAAACUAAUCAUCUGUUGAGCUUAAAAUGUGAAGUAAUUACCAUGGUGUUACCUGGGGUGUUAGCCUGAAUGGCAAUUGCUGUGCGGUGGAUUGGUGAAAUUCUCUCUGUUUAGUGUCGUACAGCACAGAACCUGGCCCACCAACCACCCUGCCUAACUGUACUAACCCCAUAUCCCUCUGUGCUCUGCUCAUUCAACUACCUGUCCAGCUGCAUCUUCAAUGUUACAUAGAACAGUACAGCACAGGAACAGGCCCUUCGGCCCACAAUGUCUGUGCUGAACACGACACCAAAUUAAACUAAAUCCCUUCUGCCGGCACGCAAUCCACACCCUUCCAUGUGUCUCGGACCACUGUUGUAUCUGCCCCUGGCGGUGCUUUCCAGAUACCCACCACUCUCUGUGUAAAAUCAAACUUGCCCCGCACAUCUCCUUUCAACUUUUCCCCCCUUUCUCUCCCGCUGCCCCUUAAUUUUUAAACCUCUCUGCCACCACUGCUCCGGAGAAAACCCAGGUUUGUCCAACCUCUCCUUGUAGCUCGUGCCCUGCAUUCCAGGCAGUGUCCCGGUGAACCUCUCCGGCACCCUCCUCGUCUGUCCUGUAAUGGGGGUGACCCCAUGUGGCUGAAUUUUUAUACAGCUGCAACAUGACUUCCUGACUCUAAUACUCGACACCCUGACUGAAGGCAAGCACGCCACCCUAUCUUACUUGCCAGUGCUUGUGCAGUCACUUUCUGGGAGCUGGGGACUUGCACCCUAAGGUCCCUCUGUACAUCACUGCUCCUCGGGUCCUGCGUUUUCUGUUGUUCUCUCCUGGCCCACCUUCCCACCCGGCCAAGGUUCUGACCGCCUCCUCCUCCCCUGACCAGUGUCCCGAGCCCAGCCACUGAUAGUGACCAGGCCUUGCUCAGUCACCACUGGAAAUAAGUGACCCCCUGUCCAUCCCACUGACGCUGCCUGCUUCCUGGCCCCUGUGCUGGAGACCAUUUGGCCCUUUCUUCCUGCUGUCCCCUCAUGCCUGACAUCCUAUCCCAUAUUCCCACUCUCCUUGUGAAUGCUCUCCCUUCCUCCUGAGGGCCCAAUGGGUUGCCCUCCGUGUCGAGGGGCCAGGACUAGACCCCCCCCCCCCCCCCCACGUGACGCCCACUGUGGAGGGCUGGCGGCAUCCUCUGCCUGCACCGCUCCCCCCUGGUUCAGGACUUACCCCGGGCGUCUGUUCACCAGCAGACCCCGGUCGCGUUAAUCGCCCCCCCCCCCAGAGGGGUUCAACUCUGCUGCAUCCUUGUCUCAGGGAGCUUUCACCGCACCCCAGGAGACCACCCAGCCCAUUGUGUUAGAAACACAGAAAACCUACAGCACAAUUCAGGCCCUUCGGCCCACAAAGCUGUGCCGAACAUGUCCCUACCUCAGAGAUUACUCGGCUUACCCACAGCCCUCUGUUUUUCUCAGCUCCAUGUACCCAUCCAAAAGUCUCUUCAAAGACCCUAUCGUAUCCGCCUCCACCACCGUUGCCGGCAGCCCAUCCCACGCACUCACCACUCUCUGAGUAAAAAACUUACCCCUGACAUCUCCUCUGUACCUACUCCCCAGCACCUUAAACCUGUGUCCUCUUGUGGCCACCAUUUCAGCCCUGGGGAAAAGCCUCUGACCAUCCACACGAUCAAUGCCUCUCAUCAUCUUGUACACCUCUAUCAGGUCCCCCCUCAUCCUCCGUCGCUCCAAGGAGAAAAGGCCGAGUUCCCUCAACCUGUUUUCAUAAGGCAUGCUCCGCAUUCCAGGCAGCAUCCUUGUAAAUCUUCUAUGGCUUCCACAUCCUUCCUGUAGUGAGGUGACCAGAACUGAGCACAGUACUCCAAGUGGGGUCUGACCAGGGUCCUAUACAGCUGCAACAUUACCUCUCGGCUCCUAAAUUCAAUUUCACGAUUGAUGCAAGAACUGCCCUGUCUAGUCCCACCUUCCUCCAGUGGCUCUGCUCCUUCAACGUUGAAAUGUGUCUCUCGCUCUCACCUCAGCUCCAGACCCCCAACCAGCAUCAAUCCCCCACCUCCUCUUAUCUUCCCGCAAGUUCAUCUCUGCCCCUUGGUGUUGACCCUGUGCUGAGGGAACGGAUUCCUCAUAAUUACCCUGCAGAAGCCCCUCUCUACACAUCCAACAUCCCCUUUCCCCUGCAUGCUUUUACCCCCUCCCUCCCCGCAGACACGGACUGCCCGCAAUCGUUCAGGGCCUGAGGGAGCUCACCUGAGUGACAUCGACCCCUUGAGAGUCAGUGUUGUCUGGUACAAACACAGGCCCUUCAGCCCAACUUGUCCAUGCUGGCCAAGUUGCCUAAGCUAGUCCCUUUUGGCCCAUGUUCCUCUAAACCUUUCCUAUCCAUGUACUUAUCCAAAUGUCUUUUAAACAAAUUGUGCCCACCUCUCCUUCACCAUCCUGAGUGGAUAAAGUUGUAUUCAUUUUACUUUCCAGCACGAAACCCCUCCCGUCUCCCCGUCCCGUUAACCUUCCCUCUCUCUGCAGAUGCUGUCUGACCUGCUGAUUUGCUUCUGUGUUAACUUAAUGUAUGAGAAACUAUUCUCACGCCAUCUGCUUCCAUUUAUAAGUAAAAUUUUACGGUUCUGCACUCGAGGAAUCCUCUUAUUUCUAACAGCCUGGGAUCCACGCACGGUACUGGGAGCUGAGCCCACUGCAAGGUCGCAGACUCGGGAUCCUCCCCUUGAUGUAAAUAACCAGGACCAAGCAAGAGAGAAAAGCAGUGCCAGGAACUGGUUGGGAGUACUGGCUAGCUGCCCGGGAUAUUGAGGUGUUAUCCCACAGCUAACAACCCCUUCGACAGCCAGGAAUGUGGGAUUUGAAGCUAGGGCCAUUAACCAAGUCAAUUGCAGCUCACAGAACACUUGACCACAGAGGCAAGGAGGGAACUUCUUCAUACAUUGGAUGGUGAAUUUAUUGCCACGGAGGCCAAAUCACUGGGUGUAUUCAACAUAGAACACUACAGCACAGUACAGGCCCUUCAGCCCACAAUGUUGUGCCAACAUUUUAUCCUGCUCUAAGAUCUAUCUGACCAUUCCCUCCCACAUUUCUCUAUCAUUCAUGUGUCUAAGAAUCUCUUAAAUGUCCCUAAUGUAUCUGCCCCCACAACCUCUGCCGGCAGUGCGUUCCACACACCCACCACUCUGUGUAAAAAAACUUACCCCUGACAUCCCCCUUAUACCUUGAAAUUAUGUCCCCUCGUGUUCACCACAAUGGGAAAAAGUCUCUGUCCACUUGAUCUGUGCCUCUUCUCAUCUUGUACAUCUCUAUCAACUCUCCAAUCCAGGCAGCAUCCUGGUAAAUCUCCUCUGCACCCUCUCUAAAGCUUCCACAUCCUGAAGGCAGAGAUUUGAUAGGUUCUUGGUUAGUUAAGUGGGGAGGAGACAGCCAUGAUUGAAUGGCCCAAUUUUGCUCCUGUACCUUAUGGUCAAAUACAGCAUGGACAGACAGCCCCUUUGGCCUACUAGAUCCCUGUGCCCAGUCUCAUUCUCCCCACAUUCCCGUUAACUCCAAGCAGGCUAGAGCCCUCAUGAGCCCCAGUUGCCUCUCCUCGGGCACUUGUUACUCAAGAAGGCAUUUGACUAACCAUGUGUUUGUCCGCUGGCCUUUCGGACUGAAGAAAAUUCAAUCAGUUUCUCUCUGGGAGUGACCUACCGUGCAAGGUGCACCAGGAACCACCCUCCGAAUCCAGGGACGUCAGCUCCGGGCAUCAGUAAUUUCACAAGUACUUCUUAAAACUCUUGAUCCUGACGAUGCAAAGUAGUUAUUCAAUGCACUUUUUUUUUCUAUUUCCAACCUCAAGAUGCACACGCAGUUUCCUGGAACGCAUUGUCCCUCACCUCACUGAUUUGUCUUUUGCUCUGGUGUUAAUUGCGUUCUCGCGGUCACCAGGAUCUGCGUCAGUUUUGAACGUCAGAGGCUGGAAAUACAAAGCAGAAGCGUGGAAGUACUCGGCAGGUCGGGCAGCUUCUGUGGGAAGAGACACAGUCGCUGCGCUCUGAUUAAAGGUCUCUGACCUGAAACGGCCACUGUUUCCUUUCCCCACAGAUGCUGCCGGACCUGCUGAGUGUUUCCAGCAUUCUUUUUCUAUUCUGCAUCAGUUUUCUCUUUGCCGUUUUAUGUUGUGUUAAUCAUUCAUCUCUUCGGUUGUCCAGUUCUGGUUUGCUUUAGCAAGCCGAG
Messenger RNA from Pristis pectinata (smalltooth sawfish), 7448 nucleotides. RefSeq names its product fibulin-2-like. Gene Ontology annotation, cellular component: extracellular region. The record is from RefSeq and is a predicted model, not a curated record. The transcript is spliced from 15 exons. The coding region runs from base 294 to 2840 and encodes 848 amino acids. Gene Ontology annotation, molecular function: calcium ion binding. NCBI's taxonomy places the organism in Eukaryota, Metazoa, Chordata, Chondrichthyes, Rhinopristiformes, Pristidae.